This is a messenger RNA of Colius striatus (speckled mousebird), 2871 nucleotides long. RefSeq names its product TNF receptor associated factor 7 (gene TRAF7). Gene Ontology annotation, biological process: proteolysis; protein polyubiquitination; ribosomal large subunit assembly. The record is from RefSeq and is a predicted model, not a curated record. NCBI's taxonomy places the organism in Eukaryota, Metazoa, Chordata, Aves, Coliiformes, Coliidae. Gene Ontology annotation, molecular function: zinc ion binding; ubiquitin-like ligase-substrate adaptor activity; protein binding. The transcript has 21 exons. Bases 197 to 2209 code for a protein of 670 amino acids. Gene Ontology annotation, cellular component: nucleus; nucleolus; SCF ubiquitin ligase complex.
GGCAGCGGGUGGCAGGUGGCGCGCCGGACUACAAGUCCCGAGGAGCGCGGGGCGCGGGGCUUCCGGCCCGGAAGGCAGCGGAGCCGCUAGUCAGGCGGGGAGCAGGCCCGGGGGCGCGAUGUGCCGGGGUCAGGCACCGGCGCUCGGGCCGCUGCCAGUGCGAACUUCCCAUGACUAACAAAUGCUGGCCUAGAUUAUGAGCUCAAGCAAGAACGUUCGCUACAAUCGUUUCUCCAGUGGCACAACAAACAUCGCUACUUCUGAAAACAGUAACGGGGCAAGAAUGGAAACAACUUUUGGGACAGCCUACUCUGCUGUGACAACCAUCACAAAGGCUGAUGGGACCAAUACUUUUAAACAGCAUCGUCGGACCCCAUCCUCCUCCAGCACACUCACCUACUCCCCACGAGACGAGGACGAUGGCAUGCCUCCGAUCAGCACCCCACGCCGCUCUGACUCUGCUAUCUCCGUCCGUUCAUUGCACUCUGAGUCCAACAUGUCCUUGCGCUCGACGUUCUCACUCCAUGAGGAAGAGGAGGAGCCAGAGCCACUGGUGUUUGCUGAACAACCGUCCGUGAAGCUUUGCUGCCAACUGUGCUGUAGUGUGUUUAAGGAUCCAGUCAUCACAACCUGUGGGCACACAUUUUGUAGAAGAUGUGCCUUAACAUCUGAGAAGUGCCCGGUGGACAACGCCAAACUGACGGUGGUGGUGAACAACAUCGCGGUGGCUGAGCAGAUCGGGGAGCUCUUCAUUCACUGCAAGUACGGCUGCCGGCCCGCAGCCAGCAGCAAGCCUGCUGCCUUCGAGGUGGACCCCCGCGGCUGCCCCUUUACAAUUAAACUGAGUGCCAGGAAAGAUCAUGAAAGCAGCUGUGAUUACAGGCCCGUUCGCUGCCCCAAUAACCCCAGCUGCCCACCUCUCCUGAAAAUGAAUCUGGAGGCACAUCUGAAAGAGUGUGAGCACAUAAAGUGUCCCCAUUCCAAAUACGGGUGUACAUUCAUUGGAAAUCAAGACACUUACGAGACCCACUUGGAGACCUGCAAGUUCGAGGGUCUGAAGGAGUUCCUGCAGCAGACAGACGAUCGCUUCCACGAGAUGCAGGUGGCAAUGGCCCAGAAGGACCAGGAAAUUGCCUUCCUGCGCUCCAUGCUGGGGAAGCUCUCAGAGAAAAUUGACCAGCUGGAAAAGAACCUGGAGCUUAAGUUUGACGUGCUGGACGAGAACCAGAGCAAGCUGAGCGAGGACCUGAUGGAGUUCCGCAGGGACGCCUCGAUGCUGAACGAUGAACUCUCUCACAUUAAUGCUCGGCUCAACAUGGGCAUCCUUGGCUCCUAUGACCCUCAGCAGAUCUUCAAGUGCAAGGGGACCUUUGUGGGACACCAGGGCCCUGUCUGGUGUUUGUGCGUUUACUCCAUAGGAGACUUGCUCUUCAGUGGCUCUUCAGACAAAACCAUUAAGGUGUGGGAUACCUGUACCACAUACAAGUGCCAAAAGACCUUGGAAGGUCACGAUGGAAUUGUACUGGCUCUCUGCAUCCAGGGGAACAAGCUGUACAGCGGCUCUGCUGACUGCACCAUUAUUGUCUGGGAUAUUCAAAACCUGCAAAAAGUGAACACGAUCCGAGCACAUGACAAUCCUGUUUGCACUUUGGUCUCUUCACACAACAUGCUGUUCAGUGGCUCUCUCAAAGCCAUCAAGGUCUGGGACAUUGUAGGUACCGAGCUCAAGCUGAAGAAGGAGCUGACGGGUCUCAACCACUGGGUGCGAGCACUGGUGGCUUCUCAGAACUAUCUCUACAGUGGAUCCUACCAAACAAUCAAGAUCUGGGAUAUCCGCAACUUGGAGUGUGUGCACGUGCUGCAGACGUCGGGAGGCAGCGUCUACUCCAUCGCCGUGACAAACCACCACAUAGUGUGUGGCACCUACGAGAACCUCAUCCACGUCUGGGAUAUAGAGACAAAGGAGCAAGUCCGCACGCUCACUGGGCACGUGGGUACGGUCUAUGCCCUCGCCGUCAUCUCCACGCCAGAUCAAACCAAAGUCUUCAGUGCGUCCUAUGACCGGUCUCUCAGGGUGUGGAGCAUGGACAACAUGAUCUGCACCCAGACGCUGCUGCGACACCAGGGCAGCGUCACUGCCCUCGCCGUCUCCAGGGGCCGCCUCUUCUCUGGUGCCGUGGACAGCACUGUAAAGGUCUGGACGUGCUGAGUGCGCCGCGUGGGUCCUGCACGUGGACAGACCAGACUCCUCCCUCCGCGGGCCUGCGGAGCGACCGACACCGCUCCAGGAGCCCCGCCGCAGCCCCUCCGCACCGACCACUGCCCGCUGCUGCCCCGCGGCCGCCCCCACCCGCACGGCCCCGCCGGGGAAGGGACGGCCCCGCACACGCCGGCUGCCCCUCAGCUCUGCCCGCUGCGGAGAUGCAGAGGAAGCCGCUCCGGUGCCCCCCGCUCCUCAGGGUGCCCGGCUCUGCCUGCGUCCCCCCAGCCCAGGAGCAUCCGCUGGGAGCGGGGCAAGGCCAGGCCCCCUUGGCCAGUGAUGGGACUGAAGGGUUCAGCCAGUCACGAUGGGGGUGGUGACACCGAGCAGCUGCUCCCCUUGUAAAUGGCAGGACCGAGGGUUAGGCCUCGCCUCGGGCUGGGACCCCCACCCCUUUCUGUCUCUUGUAUUUAAUUUUACUGCCAAGAUGUCGGGCUGAUCCCUCUGGGAAGAGGUGUCUUCUUGAGUAGCCAGGUACGAUUUUUACGCCACAGCUAGUUCUCAGAUAACACAAGCCCAUUGUUCACCACCCUGUAAUAAUGGUCUCCACAUUAAAGACAAAUGUCUCUGUUGCAUUUCUACUCACAUUUUCUACUGUUUUUAAGAUUGUA